Molecule: messenger RNA, 5954 nt
Organism: Monodelphis domestica (gray short-tailed opossum)
Lineage: Eukaryota; Metazoa; Chordata; Mammalia; Didelphimorphia; Didelphidae
Source: RefSeq, a predicted model, not a curated record
GGGCCAGGGAGCUGGGAAGGCGCCGAGCAUCCAUCCCCGAAGGGAGCGCCCGGCUCUGCCUGCCCCCAAGGCGAAGAGAAACCUGGCCGGAUCAGAGAGUUGCCGGGGACGAGGACCUGAUCGCAGCCGGGGAACAGGAUUUUAGCAUCCUGAACUAUAUUGGAUCAGUAGUCAUUAAAAUUUAUCCCACACUGACCUGUCACCAUGUCUAAGUUGAAGAGCUCAGAAUCGGUCAGGGUAGUGGUACGAUGUCGUCCUAUGAAUGGCAAAGAAAAAGCUGCUUCAUAUGAUAAAGUGGUUGAUGUGGAUGUCAAGCUAGGGCAGGUGUCAGUCAAGAACCCCAGGGGAACAUCUCAUGAGAUGCCCAAGACUUUUACCUUUGAUGCUGUCUAUGACUGGAAUUCCAAGCAGUUUGAACUUUAUGAUGAGACUUUCAGACCUCUUGUAGACUCUGUCCUUCAGGGUUUCAAUGGAACCAUCUUUGCAUAUGGGCAAACAGGGACUGGGAAAACCUACACAAUGGAAGGAGUUCGUGGUGAUCCUGAGAAAAGAGGUGUAAUACCUAACUCCUUUGAUCAUAUCUUUACCCACAUUUCUAGAUCCCAGAAUCAGCAGUACCUUGUCAGAGCUUCUUACCUAGAAAUAUACCAAGAAGAAAUCCGAGAUCUGCUGUCAAAAGAUCAGACAAAAAGGCUUGAACUAAAAGAGAGGCCAGACACUGGUGUCUAUGUGAAGGAUCUAUCCUCCUUUGUUACAAAGAGUGUCAAGGAAAUAGAGCAUGUCAUGAAUGUAGGAAAUCAAAAUCGUUCAGUUGGUGCUACCAAUAUGAAUGAACACAGUUCUCGCUCUCAUGCUAUCUUUGUUAUCACUAUUGAGUGCAGCGAAGUAGGGCUUGAUGGAGAAAAUCAUAUCCGUGUGGGGAAGUUGAACCUAGUAGAUCUUGCAGGCAGUGAACGCCAAGCCAAGACAGGAGCUCAAGGGGAAAGGUUGAAAGAAGCCACCAAGAUUAACCUGUCCCUUUCAGCUUUGGGCAAUGUCAUAUCUGCCCUUGUAGAUGGCAAGAGCACUCAUAUUCCCUAUCGGGACUCAAAACUUACCAGGCUCUUACAAGACUCCUUAGGUGGCAAUGCUAAAACUGUGAUGGUGGCCAAUGUUGGGCCUGCCUCUUAUAAUGUGGAAGAAACCCUCACCACACUGAGAUAUGCCAACCGUGCCAAAAAUAUUAAGAAUAAGCCAAGAGUUAAUGAGGAUCCUAAAGAUGCCCUACUUCGAGAAUUUCAAGAAGAGAUUGCUCGGCUUAAGGCCCAGUUGGAAAAACGUUCUAUUGGCAAAAGGAAAAAAAGGGAAAAACGCCAAGAAGGAGUUGGAGGCAGAGAGGAAGAAGAGGAAGAGGAAGAGGGAGAAGGUGAAGAAGGUGAGGAUGAAGGUGAGGAUAAGGAUGACUACUGGAGGGAGCAGCAAGAGAAACUGGAGAUUGAAAAGAAGGCCAUUGUAGAGGAUCACACCUUGGUAGCUGAAGACAAGAUGAGAUUAUUAAAGGAGAAGGAGAAAAAGAUGGAGGAUCUGAGGAGGGAGAAAGAUGCUGCAGAAAUGCUGGGUGCCAAGAUCAAGGCCAUGGAAAGUAAGCUACUUGUUGGAGGAAAAAAUAUAGUUGACCAUACCAAUGAACAACAAAAAAUACUUGAGCAAAAACGACAGGAAAUUGCAGAGCAAAAACGUCGGGAACGUGAAAUUCAACAACAGAUGGAAAGUCGGGAUGAAGAAACACUGGAGCUGAAGGAGACUUAUAGCUCUUUGCAACAAGAAGUGGACAUCAAGACCAAGAAACUCAAAAAGUUGUUUUCUAAGCUCCAGGCUGUAAAGGCAGAAAUACAUGACCUUCAAGAAGAACAUAUCAAAGAGCGGCAGGAGCUGGAACAAACUCAAAAUGAGCUCACCAGAGAAUUGAAACUCAAAGGCCACAUUACUAUAAUGUGUGUAUGUAUUUACAGGCAUCUUAUUAUAGAAAACUUCAUUCCUUUGGAAGAGAAAGGCAAAAUCAUGAAUAGAUCCUUUUUUGAUGAGGAGGAAGAUCAUUGGAAAUUGCAUCCCAUAACCCGACUGGAUAAUCAGCAGAUGAUGAAGCGACCUGUUUCAGCUGUGGGUUAUAAGAGGCCACUUAGCCAACACGCGAGGAUGUCCAUGAUGAUUCGUCCAGAGGCCCGAUAUAGGGCAGAGAAUAUUGUAUUACUAGAAUUGGAUAUGCCUAGCCGGACUACCAGAGACUAUGAAGGUCCCGCUAUUGCUCCUAAAGUCCAAGCUGCUUUGGAGGCUGCUCUACAAGAUGAAGAUGAAAUACAAGUGGAUGCCUCAUCCUUUGAGAGCACAUCAAAUAAGAAAUCCAAGGCUAGGCCCAAAAGUGGAAGGAAGUCAGGAUCCUCCUCGUCUUCUUCUGGAACUCCUGCAUCUCAGCUUUAUCCACAAUCCCGGGGGCUGGUUCCAAAAUAAAACCAGUGACUCCUCUCAAGGUGUGAGCAGCAGCUGCCAACCUUCUGAGAGAAGAAACCAGCAAAAACCUGCAGAAAGGCCUUCUGACCACACCAAGAACCCCUUCUCUUAGGGAAUCAUGAAAACCUCUUUGCUAAAUAAUUGACUUGUAUCUAAAUGUGCUGGUCCUGGGGUUCUGAAACAUGGAAGAAGAGAUUUAUAAUUAGGCAUUCAGCCCUUUGGGAGAAAUUAUUUUAGUUAGUAAUCAGAAAUGCAUGGGUUACAGUAAAGUAUGUUAGUGGCAAUGAGGUGUUCCUUUUUCCUUCAAUUUCAAUGUUUGUUGCACUGAGCUCCCUUGCUGUUGGGCAGAUGGGACAGAGUUGAGAGUUAUGGGAGCUGGAUCAGCUCUCCAGAGCUGUAGGGCCAAAUGACAGGGAAGUUGACAAGAAAAGACUUAAAAUGUGAUUUGACACAUUCUCUGUUUAGAGAAAUCCAAGGAACUUCAUUGGAGUUGAAAUUCUAGAUAAGUAGGAACAGAGAUCUUCCCCAAUCUCCAUUAAGAAAUAUUUGCUUCCCUUCAGAGCUACUGGAUGAGGGGGUCGUAUCCUAUGUAUUUCUACUCCUGAAGGAUAUGACAAUGGAAGCAAUAGAAAUUGAUGCCCUUUACCUAUUUUGUAGGAUUAGGGAAAUAGCUUCUUUAGACCUCAGUUAUGACCACCUGUCAAAAUUGACAAACUUGAAAGUUUCAAUAGCAUCCCCUUUUUCAUUCAGUAUCUUGUUGCCACACACAGCCAGUCCUUCUCUAAGUCUGGGCCUCCCUUUUAAGGAAGACUACCUUGCUUUGCCUUUGCUAAGAGUGGUGGAAUUAGAGAUUAAAGGAUAAAAUCAGUACAACCUUGAGCUCAACUGAAGACUGACGAAAACAGUUUACUGAGAUAAGUGCUGGGGUUUUGUGCCUCCUUCUCUUCUAUAAAGGAACAGAUUCAUUAACCCUAUAGGAGAAUGGAACCAGGCUGACUCAGAGUAGUAGGAAUAAGACUUCAUUCUGAGGUAACUUGAGAUACACUAGCCUAGGGUAAAAGAACUGUGCCGCCCAGUGAUCUUUCCAUAAUUGUUUGGGGGCAAUAGCAGAUUGCCAUCAUAGAGCAGGAUUGCAGGCUUACUCCUAAGGCCAGGCCUGGGUUAAAGGUAAAUGAACUGCUGAGCAUGCCUGCCUGUGCUCAGAAGAGUACCUGUUACAUAUACAAGUUUGAUUUUAAGUUUUAGUUUGUUGUACAUUGAAAUUUGGAGCUAUAUUUUAUUUUGGUUGUCAUAUGAAUGUUACUUGUUCCCUCCACUCAAAAAGUCCAAGCUUGUAUGUGUGCUUGUGUGUAUGCGUGUGUGUGCGUAUGUGUGCACGUGUGCACACAUGCACAGCUCUAUGUAUAUAUGUGAGGAUUUGCCCAUUUCUAGAAAUACACUAAUGUAUGACUGUUGCUCUUGUCUUUAUGAAAUGCUCACUAAGUAACUUUGUUCAGGCUGGAAAAACUCCACAGUGUAGGUAUCUGACUCCAUAAGCAGGGGGAACAGUAGUCUGGGUCAGCUGUGCUGAGGUACCUUGCUGGCAAUGGUGCCUCAACAAAAUAGCUGCUCAGGUGGACCUCGGGUUAUGUUCUAACUCUGCUGCUCAGUUCCCAGUGCAUGUUUCUGGAUCAGAACCACAAGACUGUCUUUGCCUAUCUAUGGAAAAGGGAGGAACCAUGUGCAAUGUCUGUCAUUCUGAAAAACAGAGACCUGUAUACCAUCUCCCUUUUCCUUUGCAGAAAUCAUUAUUCCUUGACCAAGAGCUCUUUCUUUCAUCAGCUUCAGUAGCAUAAUUGAGUUAUGCCUUCCUGCCUCUUUUCUGGGGAUUAAACAAUUUUCCCGCUUUCAAAAGAGGAUUUUACUGUUUAAAUAGAAACCAAAUGAUGAGGUUGUUAUACAGCCUGAGAUGGUUAUAGCUAUAUGUCUGUUUCUUCUAUCAUAUUUCCCUUGAGCUUGUCAGAAUGCUUGAGCUGAACAUAUCCUUUCUGACAGGAAUAUUAUGUGAAUUGGAAACUGCAGGUCAAAUUGUACUUUAGUUUGUAUUUUAUCCUGAAGUGGCCAACAUGACCAAGAGCUGGUGAGUGAGACCCAGAACUCUGACAAAUACGUGAAAAACAGCCCAGAUGCAGAAAAUAGAGUUGAUAUAGGAUUGCCUUGAACUCCAUUUAACCAAUGUGGAAGUGGGGAAAUGAUAUAAAAGAAAACUUGUUUGGCAGGUGAACAUUAUACUUUUAAGGCAGCCUCCCUCUGGUGCUUUUCUUCUCUCAAAAAUAACCACAGAAAUAUUGGGAUAAAGUAAGUAAACAGUAGACUGUCUUAGAGGAUGCUGGUAUGCUGAAGGGCUUUGUUCUGAAUUAGACCAAAAUGCAUAAGGUUCCAUAAGACAUUCCUAACACAUGGGUGGGUCACUCUGCCUGCCUGCCUGCUUGCCUGCCAGGAAUACAUAUUAUAUUAUGAAUCAUCCAGAUUGUCUUCUAGCCAGAGAAGUCUAGAAAUGAGUCCACCAAGCUCAAGAAAACUCUCCACUGAGUAGGUAGAAGUUUGAGCUGUUCAUGCAUCCACAAUCACAUUUAUCAGAAUGAUUUUAUAAUCUUCCACUUUUUGCUACGGUCUAUCUCUGGUUUCAUUUUUAAAACUACAUGUUAAGACAUCCUGGAUGCAUAGCCCAAGUUCACAAAUCAAGGAAUGAAGCACUUUCAUAAGAAUCCUUCAAUCUAAUUGGAUUAUUUGCCAUUUAAAUGCCUGCAUGCUGCUUGAAUUUCAUCAGUCAUCCCUCCACUAUCAAUUGAACUAGAGUGUCAUACAGACCAAGCUUUAGGUUCUUGUCACUUUCUUUUCUAACUCUUACUGAAUGUAGAUUUGUUGCCAAGUUUCUGAGAAGUGUCGAUUCUUUGUUAACUCGGGAAACCCUUCCUGCCCCAGGAUUCUAUUUGUGAAGAUUAGGCUUGCCCAAAACAGUGACUCCUGACUUUUCAACAUUUGGGACUGAGGAAACCCCCCACCAAAAUGUGGUUAUUACAACUUCUAAAAAUCCUAAACCAAUGUUUGGAACUGAACAGAAAUGAUUGGACCUGACUCUUUUGCACUCUGGAAGGGCUGGCAGCUGGUACUGUCUUAGGAAUAGCAGCCCUUCUCUCUCCUCCUAGCCCAGUCCAGGAUAUCUCAUGGAUCUAGAAAGAGAUGCUGUCAAGGUUGCUUUUGUAUAGAAGAACUGUCUUGGGGAAAUCUUACAUCUCCUUGGAGUUAAUACUGAUCUUAAAUCUUCUCUUUGACUACCUUUAGACAAAGAACAUGUCAAUAGUUAGAGCUUUAGGUUUUACAGCUGAUAUUUAUUUGUAUCACUUCUUUCUUUGUCUAGGAAUGUAAAAGUGAUUCUAAACUGAGAUGUGUAAUAAAAUCAUUCAGAUUUAUUAUACCUACAAAAA